AUGUCGAAGCUCCAACGAUUAUACCAAAAGUCAUAUUCCCGACGUCGUCGAUUUUCUCUAGAAGCUAUCGCCUUCUUAGUAAAUUUCAGCAUUCUAACACCUGCACUACGUCUUGUUAUUUGUCUUUACAACUUAUUCCCAUCCAUUGCUUUCCGUCACUAUCGAGCCCAUCCUCUUACACUCUACGAACCGGAGCGAAUUUCUAUACUUCCGCUGCGUAGGAGAAUGGCCAGAUUCCUAGCGUUAGAAGAUGCAAGCCGUGGACCCCUGACUACCCACUACAAACCUAGUCCAUAUCAAUGCACUGUGGUCAUCUCCCUUAAACUGCGGAUCUCCCCUGGCGCUCUCAACCAUUUCCUACCAACCUGCACAGUCAGGCCAAUUCUAAGCACUGACAUAAGCCUUUUUUCGCCAUUAGAAUGUAGGCUCGUAGGGGAAACCACAAGGCCUCUUGCAAAUAUGCAAAUUUCCAGGAAGACUGAAGGUCCUGUCCAAUUGACCAGGCAACGGCAGGCCCGUUUGCCGAUCACUCCUCAAAUCAACCGCUUAGCUGCGCCUGUUAAGAUAUCGAGAGAACAACAUGGUAAGCUACACUCAAAUGGCUUAGAGCUUACGCAUUUAUACCCUUCACUACGCUUCCUGUCCAUUGUCCGUUUACUCAAAGGUCUCCUGCUUGCCUUUUUGGCCACCCAUUUUUGCGCACAAGGUGAGGUUGAACUAUCUGCCAGCACCCACAGUGACACCCCGCCUUCAGGACCCGUGCUAGCAACCCCAGCUUCGUAA
Molecule: messenger RNA, 783 nt
Organism: Lindgomyces ingoldianus
Lineage: Eukaryota; Fungi; Ascomycota; Dothideomycetes; Pleosporales; Lindgomycetaceae
Exons: 6
Coding region: 1-783 (260 amino acids)
Source: RefSeq, a predicted model, not a curated record